Microbotryum saponariae is the source of this 2950-nucleotide messenger RNA. Lineage: Eukaryota; Fungi; Basidiomycota; Microbotryomycetes; Microbotryales; Microbotryaceae. The record is from the annotation of a GenBank genome assembly.
AUGGCUGAACUGCUGCAAAAGGGCAAGGACCAGAUCGUCGACGCGCUCUCGCAGGCCACCGCCGCCGUCUCACUUGACUCGACGUGUGAGUUCCCUCCCACCGCACCAGCCGUAUGGCCUGCUCGUAGGGCGCAGUACUUUGCUCGAGGCAGUGGCUGAACUUGAGGUGGUGUUCGCAUUCAUCACCUCACAGCCGCGGUCCACAUCGACGAGGCCGCCGGCGACGACUCGACCGGUGACGGAUCGACCCGCGCCCCUUUCAAGACCUUGCUCGGAACCUAUAUCGCCAGGGGGGACAACGUCGCCGCGCUGACCCGUCAGACCAAGGAAAGUGUGACCGAACCGACCUACGAACCCGUCACCGCCUCGGCGAUCAAGAAGGCCAAGAAGCUCUACCUCCAACACCAGACCAAGCUCGCUCGCCAGGAGGAGCUCAGGAAGAAGGACGAGCUCGAGGGAGCGGCCAAGCGCGCGGCCGAGCAAAAGAAGCUCGACGAUGCUCGUGCUAUCGUCAUUGAGCAACCGACCACCGCCGCAACCAAGAUCAAGAUCAGGUCUGCCAUCGCCAAGCGCGGAGAGCGCGUCCGAAUAUUCGGUUGGGUCCACCGACUGCGCCAGCAGGGUGCCAUGAUCUUUAUCGUGCUCAGGGACGGUACAGGCUACCUCCAAUGCGUAUUGACCGGAAAGUUGGUAAGUGGCCGCAGAGAGCUACGAGGGACUAGAAUUAUUUGGGUUCAACGGUCUUGACUCGAUCCGUGUGGCUGUCGACUCAAUUUCUCCCUCCGACUCUUUCGGCAUCCACAGCCCUUGACCUACGAUGCGUUGACGCUCACCUUGGAAUCGACAAUCGAAAUCACGGGCACCAUCAACGAGCUUCCGGCGGGCAAGACCGCUCCUGACAACCACGAGUUGACGCCCGACUGGUUCUCCGUCGUCGGCAAAGCCCCUGGAGGCGACGAGGCCUUCCUCAACAAGGUUUCCGAGGUGAGUCUGGAUUUGCAUGUCCAGCAACGUGGCCACAGCAAGCUCAUAAUUCCACUUCAAACUCCUAUUUCCAGGACCGAGACCCGAGUCUGCUCGCCGAUGCUCGUCACCUCGUGCUCCGAGGUGAAACGGCGUCGACUGUGCUCAAGGUCCGAGCCGCUCUCUUGCAAUCGUUCCGCGACUCGUACGCCAACUUGGGUCUGCUUGAGGUCACACCCCCGUGCAUGGUCCAAACCCAAGUCGAAGGCGGCUCGACCUUAUUCAGCUUCGACUACUACGGAGCACCGGCUUACCUGACCCAGAGUUCGCAACUCUACCUCGAGACGUGCUUGCCCAGUCUGGGUGACGUCUUCUGCGUCGCCGAGUCCUUUCGUGCCGAGAAGAGCCACACUCGACGACACUUGAGUGAAUACACCCACGUCGAGGCCGAGCUGGCGUUCCUCACUUUCAACGAACUCCUGGAUCAUCUCGAGGAGGUGGUCAGUUCCCACCCCUCUUGCGUGAAUGCAAUCCGUCGAGCAGCAAUAGUGCUGACCGACAAUUUCUCUCAUCCGCCUUCGGAACACACCACAGAUCUGCCAAACCGUCGACCGAGUCUUGGCCGACCCCAAGUUGAAGGCCAUGAUCGAUUCGCUCUGGCCUGCCGGCGAGUCGUUCCAGGCGCCGCAGCGUCCCUUCAUGCGCAUGGACUACCGCGACGCGAUCAAGUACCUCAACGAUCACAACAUCUUCCGACCCGGCCCUGACGGUGUUGAUGGCCCGCAUCAAGUCGGCGACGACAUUGCCGAAGCCGCCGAGCGCAAGAUGACAGAUCAGAUCGGCAAGCCCAUCUUCCUCGUCGGGUUUCCGAAGGAGAUCAAGUCGUUCUAUAUGCAGCGCAUCAAGGGCGACGAGGGGUACACCGAAUCCGUCGACUUGCUCAUGCCCAACGUCGGAGAGAUCGUCGGUGGCUCGAUGAGGAUGGACAAUCUUGAAGAGCUGAUGAGCGCCCUCAAGCACGAGGGGAUUGAUCCCGCCCCCUAGUCAGUCCCGGCUCUUCCCAAUGGCUUUUUCUGAUUCUGAUCAGCCCCCACUGACCGUGUCCGCGCCUGAAAACCGCCAUCUCUCCUGUGCAUGGCGACACCAACAAUCGUUCUCCGAGACAAUAGCUACUGGUACACCGACCAGCGCAAGUACGGCACGUCCCCCCAUGGAGGUUAUGGCCUCGGUCUUGAAGUAAGUCUCCAGUCCACAUUGGUCCGAGCGGAAAUGGAUUCUCUUGGCCCGUCGGCUGAUUACCCAUUGCCGCCGGUACAUCCGUCUCAUAGCGACUGCUCGCCUGGCUGUGCAACCGAUACACCGUCCGUGAUUGCUCCUUGUACCCGCGGUAAGUCCGCGUCGUAAACUCGGCGUCUUUUUAGCGCGCUAGUGACCGAACUGACAGGGGCCUUUCCGACUCGGGAUCGUCAUCCUUCGGCAGCUGGACCGGGCGCGCGACACCUUAGUGAUGGGGCAAAGACCGCUUGCAAUGGCCGUAGUUUCCCCCUAUAUCUCGGCCCAAUUGAGUAUAUCGCAUACCCACAUCCCUAAGCCCUCAUUCCCGUCGCAUUCGGUGAGGUUUCGAUUGCGAAUUCACCGAUUUCACCGUCCCUGGACCCGUCGGGACCGGAAAUGUCCAGCUGGAGCAGCGCACCUCAUCCGGGGUUGCUUGAUUCCCGAUGGGAAACGCGUCGCGACCCAACGCAUUGUGAGCAUCGACUGUCUCCUGACUGUGUGCAAGCCGUGGCCGUGCAGUCGUGAGCAUCGCUUGUGCGCCCGACUCUGUGAGGUCAAAGCGCGACCCAGGCCGGCUGACCUCAUCUUUAGGCGUGGAAGUUCGACGUUGGGGGCGCAGACAGACCCGGAAGUCUCAGCGCAAUUCGUGACUAGCUCGCUUUGCAGCUGUCAUGCUGUGUCUGUGUGCGUGUCCGUGGGCGGGGGGAGAUAG